AUGGCUGGACGACGACCCUCAGAGACAAGUGCUCUCCUCAACGAGCAUGGCAUCGAUGAUUUUCGCAAGUCUGUCGAGCAAAUACAUCAAAGGUACUACGGUGCUAUCGAGGACAGCGAAACUACCACGUUACUGAAGGGUCCCGAGCUCGAAACAACAUGGCAGGCUGAAACUAGUCUGCUCGCCAGAUACUCUGCUCCGCUGAUUAUUACCUAUCUCCUUCAGUAUUCUUUUAGUCUGGUUACUGUCUUCGUGGCUGGCCGCUUGGGUACGAAAGAGCUGGGCGCUGCGUCGCUCGCCACCAUGACUGCCAAUAUUACGGGUUUAUGCAUUUACGAAGGUCUGGCAACCAGUCUCGAUACAUUGACCUCUCAGGCUUUUGGCAACGGCAAGAAGCAGCUUGUGGGCCUCCAUGUUCAACGCAUGAGCCUUUUAGUCUGUGUUGUAACUAUUCCCAUUGGUAUCGUCUGGAUUUGCUCGCCCUGGAUACUGUCUGCCUUGGUUCCUGAAAAGGACCAGGCUGUCCUUGCGGGCCAAUUCAUGCGAAUCUACUUGCUGGGUGGUCCUGGCUGGGCAAUCUUCGAAGCUGCAAAACGAUUCUGUCAGGCCCAGGGUGACUUCACUGCAUCGUUGGUGGUAGUCGGCAUCUGUGCUCCUCUGAAUCUCCUUUGGAAUUGGCUGCUUGUCUUCCAUUUCAGACUGGGCUUCCAGGGUGCUGCAUGGGCUGUUGUCGUCUCCAACAAUUUACAGCCUAUUGUCUUGGCCCUGUACAUUGCCUACUUUGCUCGUUCAAAUCUGCAAUGCUGGCCCGGCCUGGAUCUUCGACGAGCGUGUCAGAAUUGGGGGCCCAUGGUCAAACUCGCCAUUCCGGGUGUCAUGAUGACCUUUUCUGAAUGGUUAGCUUUCGACAUCCUCACGAUUGCUGCCGGUCAUCUUGGCGAGAUCGAUCUGGCUGCCCAAUCGGUCUUAAUGACCAUCGUGGUGACCAUGUAUCACAUUCCCUUUCCGAUUUCAAUUGCGGCCUCAACCCGGUUUGGAAAUCUAAUUGGAUAUGGAGCGCUGGAAGCUGCUCGGCUUGCAUGGAGAACCCACUACCUGGUGUUCGUCUGUAUUGGAACAUUUGAUGUGAUCCUGUUGACAUCGUGUCGGCACAUCAUUGCAGAAGUCUUUACAAAGGAUGAUGCAGUCCGUGCUGCUAUUACCAAGGUGGUCCCCAUAGCGGCAGCCGCCCAAUUUUUCGAUGCCCUCCUGGCGCUUUCAAAUGGCCUGCUGAGAGGCCUGGGAAGACAGAAGAUCGGAGGAUGGGUAAAUCUUGGAGUCUACUACUUGUUUGCGCUGCCACUUGCCUUCUUUCUCGCCUUUGGACCGGCUAAGAUGGGACUGACUGGCAUGUGGAUCGGCCCAAGUUCUGGAUUGGCCGGCGCCGCUAUUUCCAUGUUCCUGUACAUGCGUUACACAGACUGGCAGAAGGCAGUCGAGGAUGCAAGAGCCCGAGAAGAAUAA
Molecule: messenger RNA, 1503 nt
Organism: Exophiala aquamarina CBS 119918
Lineage: Eukaryota; Fungi; Ascomycota; Eurotiomycetes; Chaetothyriales; Herpotrichiellaceae
Exons: 1
Coding region: 1-1503 (500 amino acids)
Biological process (GO): xenobiotic detoxification by transmembrane export across the plasma membrane
Cellular component (GO): membrane
Molecular function (GO): antiporter activity; xenobiotic transmembrane transporter activity
Source: RefSeq, a predicted model, not a curated record